Messenger RNA from Musa acuminata AAA Group (dessert banana), 348 nucleotides. RefSeq lists its product as uncharacterized. NCBI's taxonomy places the organism in Eukaryota, Viridiplantae, Streptophyta, Magnoliopsida, Zingiberales, Musaceae. The transcript has a single exon. The record is from RefSeq and is a predicted model, not a curated record. The coding region runs from base 1 to 348 and encodes 115 amino acids.
AUGGGCAACUGCUUGCCGAGCUUGUCUCAUGAGCCCAGGAGACGUAAGAGCAAGAACAGACCUCACGGUGCCGUGGCUCCACUACACCACCGUGCGGAUGAACCUGAGAAAGGAGGUCAGCCACAAGCAGAGGACGACGGCAACAAGGUCGGUGCGAGGGUGAAGGUGGUGAUGACGAAGGAGGCGGCGGCCGUGCUGCUAUCCAUGCUCGCCGGCAGCAAUGGGAGAAAGGUGGAAAGCAUGCUGCGGGAACUGAAAGAAGAGAAAGGCCGCAGCUUCAGCUCGGCAAAGCCUGCGUCUGGCGGGGACCUUUGGAGACCCACUCUCGAGAGCAUACCGGAGAAUUAA